CAGGUGUCGCAGCCAUAGUGUCUGGUGGUCGUCGCCGUAGAAAAGAAGGGCGUCCUUACUUCAUGGCAGCCGCAGUGAUGUCAUCACGAAUGCCUGGUCUGAUGCUCGUUUUGAGUAUAUUUUCCACUUUUAUGUUGCAAGAGCAUCUGUUCAGUCUCGCUGAGGAACAAGGUGACACAAUGAAGCAGAUGGCUGCAGAGUUCGAUGGGCACUACGAAAAUCAGACGCUGACUCGAGUAGCAUUUGGCUCUUGCAACAAACAGUGGCGGACCAAUGUUUUAUGGGACAAUAUUGUGGACUUCCAUCCUCAAGCGUAUCUGUGGCUGGGUGACGCCGUGUACGUCAAAGAAAAGGAAGGUGACAAUGACGCCAACCUUCGGAGAGCCUACUCCCGCCAGCUGAAAAAUAAAGGCUACCAACGACUGCUGAGCUCGGGUGCAAUAGUCGAAGGCGUAUAUGAUGAUCAUGACAUGUCUACGAAUGAUGGCCAUAAAGUGAAUUAUACCCCUCAACGCCAGAGUGCUUAUUUAGACUUCCUUGGACAUAUUUCUGAAGAUUCUCCCAGACGAUCUCGGUUGGGAUUGUUUUCCGCUCACGUCUUUGGAGAGCCACCGCGCCAAGUUAAAAUCAUUUUCCUGGACGUCCGCUCCUUGAGCGACGAGCCAGCCAUUGUGGUACCAGAGUGUGUAGCUAAUCUUUUAUGGCCUGUGAAGCCCUAUCUUUUAGCGCUUACGCGAUGGGCUGCCGUCCUCCUGGGCAUCACCGGACGCUUUCACGGCGACAUGCUGGGGACCGAGCAGUGGUCAUGGCUGGAGGCACAACUGGCAGGCUCAGAGGCCUCUUUUCACGUCCUUGUCUCUACCGUUCAGGUCUUAUCUGUGAAUCCCAUUGCGGAGGGGUGGGGCCACUACCCGGCCGCACAAAGUCGGUUGCUUGCACUUUUGCGGAAGCAUCGGCCCCGCGGAUUGGUUAUCCUCUCCGGGGAUGUACACUUUGCAGAACUUCUCGUGACGCAACCACCUAGUGAAGGGAUGAGAGAAGAGGAGAAGGAGGGGAAGAAGGAGGCCCUGGAGGUAACAAGCAGCGGAAUGACCCAUACGUGCUUCGCCACCACCAUGGUUUUUUCGGGGGCCUUAAUUAUGGAACCAUUGAGCUAG
This is a messenger RNA of Nannochloropsis gaditana CCMP526, 1157 nucleotides long. RefSeq names its product alkaline phosphatase D (gene PHOD). The record is from RefSeq and is a predicted model, not a curated record. Bases 63 to 1157 code for a protein of 364 amino acids. The transcript is spliced from 4 exons.